Messenger RNA from Aspergillus ibericus CBS 121593, 564 nucleotides. Its product is annotated as actin-related protein 2/3 complex subunit 3. The coding region runs from base 1 to 564 and encodes 187 amino acids. Gene Ontology annotation, molecular function: actin filament binding. The transcript has 6 exons. Gene Ontology annotation, biological process: Arp2/3 complex-mediated actin nucleation; regulation of actin filament polymerization. Gene Ontology annotation, cellular component: Arp2/3 protein complex; cytoskeleton. The record is from RefSeq and is a predicted model, not a curated record. NCBI's taxonomy places the organism in Eukaryota, Fungi, Ascomycota, Eurotiomycetes, Eurotiales, Aspergillaceae.
AUGCCUGCAUACCACUCCAUCUUCCUCGAGGACCGGGACGUCCCCGUAAUCGGCAACUUCCCCGUCCUUCCCCUCCGCACCCGCACGCGUGGCCCCGCAUACACUCUCCCCCCGCUCCCUCCCACCGCCGACAUUGAAGUGCCCGCCGAUAGCGAGUCCUACGAUUGCGUCGAUGAGAUCCUCUCCCUAUUCCGCGCCAAUGUCCUGUUCCGUAACUUCGAGAUCAAUGGCCCCGCCGACCGCAUGCUCAUCUACGGUACCCUCUUCAUCAGCGAGUGUUUGGGCAAGGUCAAGCCCUCCAUGACCUCCCGUGAGGCCGAGAAGGCUCUCAUCAAUGUCGCGCUCGACCACUUCGCCAUUCCCGGUGACGUGGCCUUCCCUUUGAACCAGGCCUUCGAACCCCCCCGUGAUCGCCAGGAUGCCGAGACGUUGAGACAAUACCUCUCCCAGGUCAGACAGGAGAUUGCUAUUCGGUUGCUUGCUAGAUUAUACCCCGGUGGUGUUGGGCCUUCCAAGUGGUGGCUUAGUUUCGCAAAGAGAAAGUUCAUGGGAAAGAGCUUCUAG